Messenger RNA from Morus notabilis, 1808 nucleotides. RefSeq names its product VQ motif-containing protein 9. The transcript has a single exon. The coding region runs from base 227 to 1225 and encodes 332 amino acids. NCBI's taxonomy places the organism in Eukaryota, Viridiplantae, Streptophyta, Magnoliopsida, Rosales, Moraceae. The record is from RefSeq and is a predicted model, not a curated record.
UACAAAAACAGCGUUAACCAUAUCUUUAACCAGAGAAAAAUUAAUAAAUUUUCUUAUAUAGUCUCUUCGUGUCCCUACUCGCCGACUACCACAGGAAGGAGAUUAUCCCCACCGCGCAUACAGAGAGAGAAAGAGAGAAAGAAAGAGAGAGAGAAUAUAGCAGCUAUAUUAUAGAUCUAGAGAGAGAAAGAGCGUGUUUUUCUGUUUCUGUGUCGUCCAUAAGGAAAUGAAUAAUAAUAUGGAUAAAAGCUGUCAAUCUUCAGGGGAUUCUUCCAUAACCACCACGACGAGCAGUAGUGGCAGAAGCAGCACCACUGGAAGCAGAGAUCAGUACCUGAAGCACCUCAACAAGCUCUCCCACAAGAUCUCCAAACCCAUCAUCAAGAAACCUCCACUGUUUGAUCAAGAUCAUUCCUCUCUCAACGGUCACCAGAAUCAGAGUUUCAACAAUCCCCAGACCCAGACCCAGACCCAGACCCAGACCCAGACCCAGGCCCAGCCGCAGAACCUGCAAGCACAGCCCCAGCACCAGCCGCCGGUUUACAACAUCAACAAGAACGACUUCCGAGACGUCGUCCAGAAGCUCACGGGCUCCCCGGCCCACGAACGCUUCCCCUCCUCCACCUCCACUCCUCCGCCGCCGUCUGUUCACCAUCCCAAGCCCGCCAGCUCCCGCCUCCAGCGGAUACGCCCUCCGCCCCUGGCGCAAAUUAGCAACCGCCCUCCUCCCCUGCUAAAUAGCGCCGUCCAGCCCCCACUGCACUUCGGCGGCGUCGGUCGGCCGACGGCGCCGCUAUCCCCUCUUCCGCCUCUUCCGGCGGUUCACGCGGCGGCGGAGUCCCCUGUUUCGGCCUACAUGCGAUACCUCCAGAACUCGAUGUCGGCCGCCCUCGAUUCGAAUCAGAAGCAGCCCUCGGGAUUCUCGCCGCUAGCACCUCUGGUCUCGCCUCGGUGGAGCAAUCUUGCGCCGCCACAGCAGCAGCAGGGGAUUCUUCCUCCGCCUCCAGCCACAUCAAUGAUGCCGCCGCCGCCGCCGCCGCCGCCGCAGUUCCAUGUGCCGCCGUCUCCUCCGAUUCCUUUCGGGUGCUUGAACUCGCCGAGGUCGCCUUACCCUUUGCUCUCCCCAAGCCUUCUGCUCUCGCCGUCGUCCGGUCAAUUAGGAUUUCCUCAGCUGCCGCUCUCGCCGACCGUGCCCGUACCAAGCCCUCGAUGGAGAGGAUUCUAAGCUUGGUAAGUCGCUCUCUUUGAAACGUUGUCGUUUCAGGGUUUAGGGUUUUGUUUUUAUUUUUAUUUUUUCUUUUCUUUUUCUUAGUCGGUUUGUACAUUUAGGAUGGGGGGUUUUAUUCAAUCACCGGUGGUUGGAUGGAAAAUCGUCCACCGCUGGGUUAACUUUAGGAGUUUGUUCUAUGUAAAUGGGAUAUCAAACGACAUGAAAGGAAAAAGAAGAAGAAAGAAAGAAAGAAAGGAGCUCUACAUUCGUUCUUUGGUGAUGUUAGAGAAAAGUUAGAUGAAGUUAUAGAUAGAAUAGAAUCUGUUGUGAGAAGGAUGUUACUGAUAUUAGCUAUUUUACUUUUGUGAAAAAUGCUGUUGGGCCCAAUUUUCUAUAUACGUGUCUUUUUUAGUGUCUCCCUAGAUUUUUGGCUCACAUUGUUUGCCAGUUUUUGUUUUGACAAAACUAAGGAUUUUAGUUCGGUUUUGGAUUAACGCAUUUCGCGGAUUCGAGUUUCGAGUUUCUUUACUGUAGUAAUUUUUGUAAGAGCGUAGUAAAAUUAAAAUUAAAAACUCAAAUUAGUUAAAUGAACGAGACA